This is a messenger RNA of Leptopilina boulardi, 996 nucleotides long. RefSeq names its product proteasome subunit alpha type-4 (gene Prosalpha3). Gene Ontology annotation, biological process: ubiquitin-dependent protein catabolic process. Gene Ontology annotation, cellular component: cytosol; nucleus; proteasome core complex. The transcript has 3 exons. The record is from RefSeq and is a predicted model, not a curated record. The coding region runs from base 141 to 914 and encodes 257 amino acids. NCBI's taxonomy places the organism in Eukaryota, Metazoa, Arthropoda, Insecta, Hymenoptera, Figitidae.
UUCCCAACCUUGUUAUUUAUGCAGUGUGAAUUUGCUUUUAGGACUGUUUGCAUGAUUUUUUUGUGUUCGGACAGCAUUUUUAAUACACUGUCAGUUUAUAGAAAUUGAAUAAUUUAUUCUAUAUUUUUCAUCUCCAGAAAAUGGCUCGACGAUAUGAUACACGUACAACAAUUUUUUCACCUGAGGGUCGAUUAUAUCAGGUAGAAUAUGCAAUGGAAGCUAUUAGCCAUGCGGGAACUUGUCUUGGAAUUUUGGCAACUGAUGGAAUUUUAUUGGCUGCCGAAAAGCGAAAUACAAAUAAACUUCUCGAUGAGGUAUUUUUUUCUGAAAAAAUUUAUAAAUUAAAUGACGAUGUUGUUUGUUCAGUGGCGGGAAUUACGUCAGAUGCAAAUGUCCUGACAAAUGAAUUACGAUUAAUUGGACAACGAUAUCUUUUGCAAUAUGGAGAGCCAAUUCCUUGUGAACAACUUGUUUCUUGGCUUUGCGAUGUUAAACAAGCUUAUACACAAUACGGUGGAAAAAGACCAUUUGGUGUUUCAAUUCUUUAUAUGGGAUGGGAUCGUCAUUAUGGUUAUCAACUUUAUCAAUCUGAUCCAAGUGGAAAUUAUGGUGGAUGGAAAGCAACUUGCAUUGGUAAUAAUUCAGCGGCUGCAAUUUCAUCGCUUAAACAGGAAUAUAAAGAAGGUGAAACAACAUUAAAGGAUGCAAUGGCACUUGCUAUUAAGGUUCUUUCAAAAACAUUGGACAUGAAUAAACUUUCCGCCGAUAAAGUUGAAUUGGCAACUUUAACUAGAGAGAAUGGAAAAACGAAGACAAAAAUUUUGCCAGCUGCCGAAGUUAAUGCAUUGAUUCAGGAACAUGAUAAAUUAGAGGCACUUGCCGAGCAGGCGAAAAAAGAAAAGCAGAAAUCUUAGUUUUAUUUAAUUUUAUACCUUUUUCAAUUGUCUACGAAUUUGGUUAAUAGAUAUAUUCAAUAAAGUGAAUUCUUUUUUUUAA